AUGGAAUCCCAGGUGCGUCAGAACUACCACGCUGACGAGGCCGCCAUUAACAGGAUGGUCAACCUGGAGAUGUUCGCCUCCUACACCUACACCUCUAUGGCUUAUUACUUCUGCCGCGACGACGUGGCUCUGCCGGGUUUCUCCCACUUCUUCAAGGAGAACAGUGAGGAGGAGAGGGAGCACGCCGAGAAGCUGCUGUCCUUUCAGAAUAAGAGAGGAGGCCGAAUCUUCCUCCAGGAUAUCAAGAAACCAGAGAAGGAUGAGUGGGGCAGUGGGCUGGAAGCCAUGCAGUGUGCUCUGCAGCUGGAGAAAAAUGUCAACCAGGCUCUGCUGGAUCUGCACAAGUUGGCCUCUGAUCGGGUUGAUCCCCAUCUGUGUGACUUCCUCACUACCUGA
Gambusia affinis (western mosquitofish) is the source of this 396-nucleotide messenger RNA. Its product is annotated as ferritin, middle subunit-like. The coding region runs from base 1 to 396 and encodes 131 amino acids. Gene Ontology annotation, cellular component: cytoplasm. Gene Ontology annotation, molecular function: ferrous iron binding; ferric iron binding. Gene Ontology annotation, biological process: iron ion transport; intracellular iron ion homeostasis. The record is from RefSeq and is a predicted model, not a curated record. NCBI's taxonomy places the organism in Eukaryota, Metazoa, Chordata, Actinopteri, Cyprinodontiformes, Poeciliidae. The transcript is spliced from 4 exons.